This is a messenger RNA of Abrus precatorius (Indian licorice), 3348 nucleotides long. Its product is annotated as probable WRKY transcription factor 57. Gene Ontology annotation, molecular function: sequence-specific DNA binding; DNA-binding transcription factor activity. Gene Ontology annotation, biological process: regulation of DNA-templated transcription. The transcript is spliced from 4 exons. NCBI's taxonomy places the organism in Eukaryota, Viridiplantae, Streptophyta, Magnoliopsida, Fabales, Fabaceae. The record is from RefSeq and is a predicted model, not a curated record. Bases 225 to 1091 code for a protein of 288 amino acids.
GACAACGCUUUCAAAACGCUUCAUAAACUUCAAAAACUACGCGUCCCUUCCUCAUCGCAACAAACAACAAUAACCCAAACAAAAACCCUAACUUUCUCUCUCCUCUUCCCUCUCUUUCUCUCUCUCUCUUUCUCCGCGUUUUCCCUCACUUUCCGUGAUUCCAUUCCAAUUUCCACCAACGCAGAUCCUACUUCACAUCAAUCCUCGCUUGCUGCACUCCAUGAAUGGAAGAUAAAGACAGAGCAACCUCCGAUCCAUCCACCGCCGCCGGUGACUUCGCCGGCGAGUCCAGUUGGCCCCUCGCCGCUGAUGAUUCGGACGGCUCAUAUUUCUUCUCCGGCGGCAGGGAGAGAAGCAUACUCAGCGAGUUCGGGUGGAACCUCGAACCAGACCAACCGAACCGGAUCGGCACCGACGAUGGAUUGUGGCUUCCGGCUCAGUCUUCUCUGACAGGUUCGAUUGAACCAGCGGCGGCGGCGUCGUCCCGGUCGAAUAACCAAUCGGUGUCUUCAAGCUCCAGCGAGGAUCCGCCGGAGAAAUCGACCGUCUCCGACGAGAAACCGCCUGAGAUACCGAGUAAAAGUAAGAAGAAGGGGCAAAAGCGAAUACGGCAGCCACGGUUUGCAUUUAUGACCAAGAGUGAAGUGGAUCACCUUGAAGAUGGCUACAGAUGGCGGAAGUAUGGUCAGAAGGCAGUUAAAAAUAGUCCAUUCCCUAGGAGCUACUAUCGCUGCACAAACAGCAAAUGCACGGUGAAGAAAAGGGUAGAACGCUCUUCUGAGGACCCAACGAUUGUGAUUACUACAUAUGAAGGCCAACACUGUCAUCACACGGUUGGAUUUCCUCGAGGGGGAAUCAUUAAUCACGAAGCUACCUUUUCAAGCCAAUUGGCUCCUACAAUGUCACAGUUCUAUUACCCAAUUCAAUUAACCAGCGAGAAUAAUACCUUUAGCCCUAUUUCUCAGCCUCGCCAAGCACAGGAUGAAGCUGGAGGAUCCAGCGGAAUGAUACCAGCUAAUGCAUCGUCUCAGCCUCCCACAGAUGAGGGGUUGCUUGGAGAUAUUGUACCCCAGGGAAUGCGCAGCAGAUGAGAAGAAUAUUUAAUGAUAUAAAACAAAGACCAAAAAAAGAGUAACUUUGGAACUAUUUAUCGACUCCACGAGAAACACAUAUUAAAAGCUCAUAUACAACAAUAAUUUUUGUUUGUCUCCGUUCUCUUAUAGGUAAUUCUUUCUUCAGUUUCAUUUUCUUUAUGUAUCUAGUUAUCUACUUUUCUUCAUCGCAUCAUUAAUUAUAUGACUUAUUUUCUCUUUCACUUUUUAUUAUCUCUCUUCCUCCAAAGAUGGAUAAUACACUUCAUAAAAAUGUACAACUAUCAUUAUUCAUUUUUAUAUUUUGACGUGUGGAAAUUUUAGUUGGAGAGUGAGAAUAAGAGUUUUUUUAUUGUUGAUCUUCCCUAAGAAAACCUUUUUUAUACAGUUAAAGUGAAAUGAAUUUUGUUAUUUUAUUUAAGUUUGAGAAAAUACUGUUAAGAUAUAUGUAUAGAUACAGAAAAUAGAAAUAAUCAUAUACAAUGUUAAUAAUAGUGUAAUUUAUUUGAGGUUCAAAUAAUGAACUGAUGUUCUUGAUUUUCCUCCCAUAGGCUAUUAGGCCUUGAAUUGUUUAAUCUUCUCCACACUAUCGACUUUUUGUUUGAAAAGUCAGCUCCGCAUGACAUAUCUGUGUCUCUUUAUUGGGAAGAUCAAGAAACUUUGCUAGGUCUUCAGCUGUCUUUAAAAAGCCAAUUCGAUUAAAUAUUUAUACUGAUUUAAUAAGAGAUUUGCUGUCUGUCACUUUCGAAGAGAACAUGACAUGUCUCUCAAUAGAUAAAAGUUCAACCCUCAAAGAGCGGAUGGAGGCUCAUAUAGUCAUAUCUAGGGGCGUUUCUUGGUAGUAAAAUUGUGACUGAAAAAACCAUUGUUAUUCUAGCACCUCCACAAUUACGGCCAUCUAUUUAAUUUAGCUUAAUUAAUUACUCAUUAUCUAGCUAUAUACACGUACACCGUUACCGUUGGUGGUAGUUAUAGUUAUAGAUAGGUCUUGUCGCUUCAAGCAUAAAGACAAAAGGAAAGAAACAACUUCUAGAGAUCAGGUUUACCAGUUACAAGAUAUUACCCAUAUCGAAUCGUAUACGAGUUAAAUGUGUUACAUACACUACAAGGAUUAGGCACUCUAAGUGCUACCUUCCUCCAUAUAAUUGUUAGCUAGCCUCGUGUAGUUCAUGUCUUCGAUGCCUACAUCACGGAGUGAAAGUGGACUCAAUUCAUAAAUGACUUAAUUUGCCUGGCUUUCAAAUAUUGAUUACAUACACAAUAAAUAAAUAAUGGGGUGUGUGAUCAAAGGACUUGAUGAUAUUGUUCAUUCCCCAUGUCUGUAUUAUGUUGAUCUAGCGAUUUGAUUUUACGAUGUUGGCUCAAGAAUCCUUAUAAUCAUCACACUUGAUUAUUGUAAGUAUCCCAUUACCCCAGCAGUUGAUGGGUCAAUAAUCCUUGCUGUGAUUUGAUUCAUGCUGAUGGUCAGGUGGAGGUGGAGAUGGAGCAGAGAAAAUUACAUGGACAUGCAUGCAUCCUUGACCUCUACAUUCUCUGAACAAGUAGGCCACAGGAGGCAGCGAUUUUAUUUUUUUAGCAGCAAGUCCUUUUUACCUAUCACGAGAAGAGAAUCUAUGCAUGGGUACCGUACUACCAUGUUAGCAGGUAAUUAUCUAUCCUGGGGCAUAUAUAUUUUUGUUUUUUGGGUAAACAUCUUGGGUCAUAUUCCGACCUUAAGCUAAGAUAUAUAUCAUUCAUUUGGUGAUAGUUAUAAUUAAUGUAUGUAUACAAUUUAACACAUUACAUAUCAGUGAUAGCGGCGUUGUAUAAUGUAUAUUAAUUGAUAAUCUUUGAAAAACAAAUUGGCAUAAUUAAAUGAUAAUCUUUGCAGAAACAUAGAUUUGCAAAAAAGAAUAUGUAUGAAAAUAGAGGGUAGUGGGAGAGUUGAGGGAUUACAUGUUACGUGGGCAUGAAAAGGAGAGGGCAACGGUAAAUAGGGAUGGAUGCGGUGCGCAAUCAGUUGCGUGGAAUUCGAUAUUGCUUGGGAGUCGGCAGGCCACGUUGCUUUAGGCCACUCACUCCACUUUUCACUUUUCACUUUCCACUUUCCACUUUCCACUCCUUUCCUUUUCAGAUUUCACCCUCACUUUUUAUUUCCAUCUUUUCUUCUUCUUUUUUAUAUGUUAAAUAGUAUAAAAUAAAAACUGCAACUACCCACUGUGACUUUCGUCAAAUGAACGGAGUAUUUUUAAUUCAAAUAAAGUCAUCUAUCUUUCGU